This is a messenger RNA of Pangasianodon hypophthalmus (striped catfish), 4824 nucleotides long. RefSeq names its product spalt-like transcription factor 3b (gene sall3b). The coding region runs from base 329 to 4087 and encodes 1252 amino acids. Gene Ontology annotation, cellular component: nucleus. The transcript is spliced from 4 exons. Lineage: Eukaryota; Metazoa; Chordata; Actinopteri; Siluriformes; Pangasiidae. Gene Ontology annotation, molecular function: DNA-binding transcription factor activity, RNA polymerase II-specific; RNA polymerase II cis-regulatory region sequence-specific DNA binding. The record is from RefSeq and is a predicted model, not a curated record. Gene Ontology annotation, biological process: regulation of transcription by RNA polymerase II.
GGGGUUCUGUGUGUGCUGUCGGUCGUGCCGUGUCUCGCGCGCACACAGAGAGCAGCGGCAGCGGCGGCUAAUUAUCCAAAGUCCGCGCUUCAUUUGCAUAUCCCGCGCGGCCCGUCUGGAAAGCAGCCAAUCCCAGCGCGCGCGCGCAGGCCGGCUUUACUCCUGAUGCGCGAGCCUGUAUCAUCAUCAGACCUCCGCCAUGCGCAAACCGCGCAGCGCUGACACCAUCUAACAUCCCACAGCCCCGAGCACCCGCCGAGCCGCCGCCGUGCGUCUGUCCCCACGCGCCGCGUCCGCCACCGAUGCGCGGGCGCACGAACCGAACAGGAUGUCCCGGCGCAAGCAGGCCAAGCCUCAGCACGUUACCGCGGGAGAGGAGAAGGAGCAGCGCGGGAGAGGCGCGGAGAGCGUGCUCUUGAGUAAAGGUGCCAGUGAAGAGAGUGGCAGUGAGAGCCGCAGCGGGAAUGAGGAGACUCUUGUCUGUAAGACAUGUUGUGCUGAAUUUUUCAACUGGUCAGAGUUGCUGGAGCACCAGAAUAAGUGCACUGAGGAGCCUUCUGUGCUCAUUGUACAGGAGGAUGAAAGAUUUCCUUCCCCUCAGGGAUCUCCUACGGAAUCCUUCUUAAGUGCUCAUAGUGACCCAGCUGAAACUGAGAACAUGGAACCUGAGUCUGAAUCGUCUGAGAAAGGAGAAGAAAAUGUCAGUCUUCCUGAAGAAAAUUAUGCAGCCGGAGCAGAUGACCCUAUGGAUACUACCGCACCUGUGGAUAAAAUAUCAAACCCCAGCCCUCUUCCACCAGACUCCAGUGAAAGCACCAUUCCUCUACCUUUAUCAUGUCUAAGCACAAACUAUGGCAUUCCCAGUACGAAUGUAACCUUGGAGAUCCUCCAUAGUACCAGGGUGGCAGUUGCACAGUUUUCCCAAAGUAUCCAAGGUGAUGGAUCUGGAGGUAAGGCGAGCUCCGUGGCAAUACCUAUGAUUUUGGAACAGCUAAUGGCUUUACAGCAGCAGCAGGUCCACCAGCUGCAACUCAUUGAACAGAUCCGCAAUCAGGUCGCCGUGAUGAACAGGCAACCAACACAAGCUGCCCUAAACCCAGCCUCAAAGGCAUUUCCCUCUGUCUCUUGCACUUACCAUUUCCAGGGCAUGGCCCCUCCUCCUGUACUUCCAUUAUCUGGAGUCAUUCCUUCCACAGUGAAUGGGCAGGCUUCUGUGUCCCAGGCAGCCAGGCAGGAAGGCCCGUCAUUUCGGGUAUCACAGCAACAUAAUGAACAAUCCAAUCCCAGAGAAAAUGAUAGUACCCCCAUUUCCCUAGCAAACCCAAAUGCUCCUCUAUCUACAUAUACUGGGGUGUCUGCUUUAUUGCCAUCCUGCAAUGGUGCUCUCUCUAAUGCUAGUAAUACCCAACCUAUGAGCUCUCCUCAUCCCCAUUCAAUAAGCCAGAGCAAUGUUAUCAACACUUCUGCCAACUUACCACUGCUACCUCAAAGCCCUCCUAGCGGAGUCAUCUUCCCAAACCCACUUGCCAGCAUUGCAGCCACUACCAAUGCACUAGAACCACUUGCUUCUAUGAUAAAGCAUCGCAAAGGUAAAAUGCCUAAUGCCUCCAUAUUUGAAACCAAGCCCAGCUCUGAGGACCCCUUUUUCAAACACAAAUGCAGGUUCUGUGCCAAGGUAUUUGGCAGUGACAGUGCCUUGCAGAUCCACCUGCGAUCUCACACAGGUGAGAGGCCCUUCAAAUGUAACAUAUGUGGCAACCGUUUCUCCACUAAGGGAAACCUGAAAGUUCACUUCCAAAGGCACAAAGACAAAUACCCACAUGUACAGAUGAAUCCAUACCCAGUGCCAGAAUAUCUUGAUAAUAUUCCAACAAGCUCUGGUAUUCCCUAUGGGAUGUCUUUUCCUCCAGAGAAAGCAGGGUCAACAUGGUUGGAGAGCAAACCUAUUCUACAGGCAUUACCUCCUAGAUUGGGUCUGCAGUUACCCCCAACAGUAACAAGUGUGGAAAACAUCAGUGAUUCCUUUAGUAAUGCACCCACAGGAAGAUCUCCACAAAGGUCCUCACUAGCUAGAAAUGAAAGUACACCAUUGUCUCCAAAUGUCACUAGUACUGAAAAAGAUAUUCCUAUACAGUCUGACAGCCAAUUACAUACGCCUAAGGUGGCUGGGUGCCUCCAGUUAAGCAAGGAAGGAGGGACCACAACAGUUUCAAAAACUGAUGAAAUUUACCUUCCCACAAACUGUGUGACUGAUCCAGCUGAAAAUAUCAUCUCUGCAAGUCACAACAUUCUUUCAAAAUUUCCAUCAGCAGAAAUACCAGUUAGAGCAAAUACACCAGAGUCCACUGAUGUGAUUACCCCAGUGAUGAAAUCUUCUACUCCUUCUCAAAUCUCAGAGCACAUUAAAGCCAGAUUUCCACUCAGUGGAGUCCAAGAAUCUAUGCAGACAUCUGAAACAUCAAAGCUCCAGCAACUUGUGGAGAACAUUGACAAAAAGAUGAUGGACCCCAAUCAGUGCGUGAUCUGCCACCGAGUGCUCAGCUGUCAGAGUGCACUUAAGAUGCAUUAUCGAAUUCACACUGGUGAGAGGCCCUUUAAAUGUAAGGUGUGUGGCCGUGCCUUCACUACAAAAGGCAACCUGAAGACUCACUUUGGCGUCCACCGUGCCAAGCCUCCUCUUCAGGUUCAGCACUCCUGUCCAAUAUGUCAGAAGAAAUUCACUAAUGCUGUUGUGUUACAGCAGCACAUUCGCAUGCACAUGGGUGGCCAGAUUCCCAAUAACCUCCAAACUCUCCCAACAGAUGCUAUCCAGGAAAAAAACAAUGACUUGAUUCUUGAAGAGAAGAGUUUUGACAGUGUGAAUGAUUAUGAUGAUGAUGGACUUGAUGAUAUUUCAUAUGAAGAGGAAGAUAUUUCAGAAAAUGGUGAAAACCCCCUUAACACUUUAUCGGACAGUAGUUCAUCACCGAUUUCACCAUUACCUCAUGAUGUGUCUGAUGUUAGAACAUCAGAUGGUGACUCAACAGUUAGUCUUAACCAAUUAACUGAACACAAGAUGAUAAUGAGUGACAUUUUUGACAACCAUCCAGAUAAUGGCUCUCCGUCCACAGGAGAAUUAGAGAAUCAGAGUAUUUUCUUGCCAGAGUCAGCCAACAUCAUUCAUCCACCAACACUGAAACCAACAAAAUGUCAGCCUGAGGGUCUACAUGACAUUCCAGUUUCGCUUAAUAUUACCUUUGAUAAGCAAGAACGAGCAACUACAGUUAAAUGUGAAAUGUCUGAUUCCCCAGCCCCAAAUGCAAUAAAUGGAGCAGUGUACGAUCAGAUCAGGAAGUCUUUGGUCAUGGAGCAUGGAGCAAGCCAGAGGUCCCAUGAUAUGGAUAAUAGCGUACGGGCCCCAGUUAAGAUGGAGAUGGAAAGUUGCAAUAGGCCAUACACUCCUAAAGAAGGCCCUUUUCCUGUAUUUGGAUCUAUUCAGUCUUCACCUACGCCCUCUGAAGCAAUAAUCCCAGGCAUGACUUCAUUGUUUGGAAGCCCACCACCACGACGAACCCCUAAACAACACAACUGUAAUGUAUGCGGGAAAAACUUCUCUUCAGCAAGCGCCCUACAAAUCCAUGAGCGCACACAUACUGGUGAAAAACCUUUUGCUUGCUCCAUCUGUGGCCGAGCCUUCACAACAAAGGGUAAUCUCAAGGUACACAUGGGCACUCACAUGUGGAAUAACAUACCUGCACGGAGAGGUAGGCGCUUGUCUGUGGAAAACCCACUGGCUCUUCUAGGUGCUGAGGCUCUCAAAUUCAAUGAAGUAUUCCAGAAGGACCUUGCAGCAAGGGCCAUGAACAUGGAUCAGAGCUUUUGGAGUCGAUAUGCUGUAGCUAUUAGCAAUGGCUUAGCCAUGAAGAACAAUGAAAUUUCUGUCAUUCAGAAUGGAGGGGUACCUCAACUUCCUACUGUAGCCAUGGACAAGACGAGCAGUGCCAACAGCUCGUCAAUCCGAGCCCUUGGGAAAACAAGUGUAGACCUUGCACCUGGACGACACUUCUCCAUGUUGAUUGAUGACAAUAAAGAGAUUAGAAUUAAUUAAACUCAUGAGAGGUUGGAAAUAAUCCCGUAUGCAAAAAGACACAUGGAGAAUAAAACAGACGCUGCAGUAUGUACCUGAUGACUUUCAACUGUAUAUAAAUUUACAAUGUUGUCUUUUUCUAUUGACUGGUUUAGUUGUUUUUCUUUCUGAUAUGUUUAAAGCCAGACAAAACAAAAAAGCCAGACAUAACAAAUAACUCCAUAAAAGUCAGACAAAACAAAUAACCAUAACGCAGUGGUAGUAUGGUACUGCAUGUGGACAAUCAGUCACCAGCAGUAAUACAAACUGCAACUUACCUGCAAAUUACAUUUGAUUUGAAUUUUGUAUCAACCACAAUUUAGCUAAGGGAAUACAAAAUCAAAUUAUUUUUAUUGUAUGAUCUUGAACUAGUUACCACUGAAAGUAAUGUUAUGUUCAGUAUGUCAUUCUCCUCCAUGUUAAAGGUACUCUUUGGUUUUUUUUUAUCAGGAUAAAGCAAUGGCUUUGUUGUGAAGCUGAAAAUGUUUUGAUAAAGAUAUCAGUUUGCUGUUAUAAAAUAGCCCACUAGUGUCAUUGCCAUGAAGUAGAAUAUUCUUAAAGAUAUAUUCUCUAGUUGCAAUUUUGACAAAUAAUCAAAAAUAAAAAGACUUAACUGUAUACAUAUAGAUUAAUCUUUUGUAUUUAUUAUAAGGAAUUUGUAUUGCCAUUUCUCUAUGAUUUUUUUUUCACAGAGAAUAAAAUGCAAUGGGUUUAAAUUA